GCUACUGGAAUUCCCCCUUCUCAGGAUUAGCGGUGCUUGGGUCCGGGAGCAACAUGGCAGCAUCCGUGAGGCGCUAGCUUUAGGAAAAGAGAGCGUUUGGUGUCGCUGCCUUGCGGGAUUUUGACAGGUUGCAGCUUUCCACGACCUCCCGAUUUAAGGAAGCGUGUACCGAUAGGUGGACAGCUUUAGGUAUCGACCGUUCGCUCUCAUCCCCACUUAGGAGCAGAGUCCUGAGCGCUGACCAGCAUGAGCAACAUUUACAUCCAGGAGCCUCCCACGAACGGGAAGGUUUUAUUGAAAACUACAGCUGGAGAUAUUGACAUAGAGUUGUGGUCAAAAGAAGCUCCUAAAGCUUGCAGAAAUUUCAUUCAGCUUUGUUUGGAAGCAUAUUAUGACAAUACCAUAUUUCAUAGAGUUGUACCUGGUUUUAUAGUCCAAGGGGGAGAUCCUACUGGUACAGGGACUGGUGGAGAGUCUAUCUAUGGAGCCCCAUUCAAGGAUGAAUUCCACUCACGGUUGCGGUUUAAUCGGAGAGGACUGGUUGCCAUGGCAAAUGCUGGUCCUCAUGAUAAUGGCAGUCAGUUUUUCUUUACACUGGCUCGAGCAGGUGAACUUAACAAUAAGCACACCAUCUUUGGAAAGAUUACAGGGGAUACAGUAUAUAACAUGCUGCGACUGACAGAAGUAGACAUUGAUGAUGAAGAAAGACCACGUAAUCCACACAAAAUAAAAUGUUGUGAGGUUUUGUUUAACCCUUUUGAUGACAUCAUUCCAAGAGAAAUAAAAAAGCCAAAAAAAGAGAAACCAGAGGAGGAAGUAAAGAAAUUGAAACCCAGAGGCACAAAAAAUUUUAGUUUACUUUCAUUUGGAGAGGAAGCUGAGGAAGAAGAGGAGGAAGUAAAUCGAGUUAGUCAGAGCAUGAAGGGAAAAAGCAAAAGUAGUCAUGACUUGCUUAAGGAUGAUCCACAUCUCAGCUCUGUUCCAGCUGUUGAAAGUGAAAAAGGGGAUGCAGCAGGAGAUUCAGAUGAUGAUGGAGAAUAUGGAAGUGCAGAGCAUGAUGAAUAUGUUGAUGGUGAUGAGAAGGACCUGAUGAGAGAAAGAAUUGCAAAAAAGUUAAAAAAGGGCACAAGUGCAAAUGUUAAGACAGCUGGAGAGAGUGAAGUGGAGAAGAAAUCAGUUAGCCGCAGCGAAGAGCUCAGAAAAGAAGCAAGACAAUUAAAGCGGGAACUCUUAGCAGCAAAACAAAAGAAAAUGGAAAAUGCAGCAAAACAAGCAGAAAAAAGAAGUGAAGAGGAAGAGGCUGCUCCAGAUGGUGCUGUUGCAGAAUACAGACGAGAAAAGCAAAAGUAUGAAGCUUUGAGGAAGCAGCAGGCAAAGAAGGGAACUUCCCGUGAAGACCAGACCCUUGCGCUGCUGAACCAGUUUAAAUCUAAACUCACUCAAGCAAUUGCUGAAACUCCUGAAAAUGACAUUUCUGAAACAGAAGUAGAAGAUGAUGAAGGAUGGGGGUUGUAUGCAGAGGCCUUGCACCUAACACAUGGGAUUAGAGUUCCCAGCGCAGAACCGCUGUGCUAACACCCCAGCUUGGUGAGCUGUGUGGAGAAGCACUGCACACACCGCCUCAAUUCAAGAUGGCGGCAGCGGGCCGUGACCAGAGAAGCUGCACCAGGCACUGCGAUCUGGAGCCUGAGCCACAGCUGCUGCAGGUGGUGAGAACCCCGCCCCCUCCCCUCCCUGCUAACGAGAUCCCCGUAAAGCAGCCCCGCCCACAGCCUGUGCUCUAGAGCCCAAGCGUCUACCUCUCCAUCCGCCGAUGAAAGAAGAAAGCUUUCCUUUGCUUCUGAACCGAACUUGGUCUCCUUCUACGGGCUCAAACAACACUGGGCGGGAGAACCCUUGUUGGGGCCUGACUAGACAGGGUCCGGUAACACUGCCUUCUUGGAACUCUCUCCUCCCACCUCAUAAUCCUGACUCUCCCUUUCCUACCAGCAAUUCUUGUCCUGCUCCUCUUUUCUGUGGACUCUGUUCUUAGACUCUAGCUCUGAGGAAUCUGGUCAAUACUUCCUGAGAUAAAAUGGUCUUUGGAGCCAAGGCAUUUAACAGGUGGAAGCUAAAAGUGCUGCCUGUUCCAUAUGACGUAGCCUGUACCACCUCACUGUUCCCACAGUAAAUACUUGUUUUCCUGUAAACUUGGGGCACAGGCUAGUAGAUUUAGUGACAAGACAGUAAUCUAUGACUUGGGCCAUCUGAUGUUCCAUCUCACCUGCAGAGGCCCAUGGCUUGUUCAGGAAAUAGAUCUGUCUGGAAGUUCAGACUCUUCAAUAACUAAACAGACUUCUGAGCAUCACUGUCCAGGACCACAGCCCUCUGCCUCUGGCCCCCAGCCGUCUGCAACACUUUGAAGAAAACGGUUCUUCACCAGGCUUACAAUUCAAUGGCCACCCAGUAAGAUGUAGAACAAAGACACUCUUCCCAGGCCUGUGAGCUGUAUGCGUAGCCAAAGUGUCUCUCCACAGGCUAAUGAUAGUCCCAGGUUUAAGAAUGAGGUCCUCGGGGCUUCCCUGGUGGCGCAUUGGUUGAGAAU
Molecule: messenger RNA, 2584 nt
Organism: Delphinapterus leucas (beluga whale)
Lineage: Eukaryota; Metazoa; Chordata; Mammalia; Artiodactyla; Monodontidae
Source: RefSeq, a predicted model, not a curated record